Gloeophyllum trabeum ATCC 11539 is the source of this 630-nucleotide messenger RNA. RefSeq lists its product as uncharacterized. Lineage: Eukaryota; Fungi; Basidiomycota; Agaricomycetes; Gloeophyllales; Gloeophyllaceae. The record is from RefSeq and is a predicted model, not a curated record. Gene Ontology annotation, molecular function: sequence-specific DNA binding; zinc ion binding; DNA-binding transcription factor activity, RNA polymerase II-specific. Gene Ontology annotation, cellular component: nucleus. The transcript is spliced from 4 exons. Gene Ontology annotation, biological process: positive regulation of transcription by RNA polymerase II. Bases 1 to 630 code for a protein of 209 amino acids.
AUGUCGGCCCUCAGCGAAUCCCCGGCCCAAGACGGGGCUCCUCCGUCGAUCGACACUCAUCAACUUCAGCAACAAAAUGGUGACUCUCAACAAAAUCUCGCUACAACUCCCUCAAAUGAGUCUGGCCGAAAACCUAAAGCGCCGUCCGUAAGGCGGGCCUGCCUUGCAUGCCAUCAAGGCAAGACAAGAUGUAGCGAGGUGCUACCCUGUCAGAGCUGUUUAAAGCGUGGGCUAGGUGCCACCUGCGCUUACCCCGACCCCGAUCAUCAGGAUCAGCACCAAGUAUAUAUGGAUCGCAAAUAUGUAGCGCCUCCCGUACCCGCUCCAUUCGCCCCCAUGGGCUAUCCUAUGCAGCCACCUAAUUUCGCCCAGCAACAAUACUAUGACUAUAAUGGCGCACUCACAGGUGCCUCGACUUCCACCUUCCGGCCCAAUAAACGUCCUCGCCCGUUGACAGAAGAGGAGGCUGCGGCUAUCACAAGAAACUUCAGUAGGGGGGAUUUCUACGUUGGCAACAGUGCUCCGGUACGCAUUGAUCCCCGCCUGCCAGUGAGACUGACGCUGGGCGAGGGAGACCAUGUACAUUUCACAGUCGGGGAGUCGAUGAUCUAUAACACUACGAGUGUGUGA